AUGACCCAAAUUCACGAUAUAAAACAUGCCCAAACAGAAAGAAAUGAAUGGGGGAGUUCUUGGCAAUUUUUGUUAACUUGUAUUGGAUAUGCUGUUGGACUUGGAAGUAUUUUUUGUUUGGAAUUUAAAAUUAAAAAAAUUUUAUUUAUAGAUAUUUGGCGCUUUCCAGCUUUAGCAUAUGAACACGGUAAAAAUGAAUAAUUGAUAGUAUAUAAUUUGAGGAGGAGGGGGGGGG
Molecule: messenger RNA, 235 nt
Organism: Meloidogyne enterolobii
Lineage: Eukaryota; Metazoa; Nematoda; Chromadorea; Rhabditida; Meloidogynidae
Source: the annotation of a GenBank genome assembly